Molecule: messenger RNA, 8809 nt
Organism: Vespula vulgaris
Lineage: Eukaryota; Metazoa; Arthropoda; Insecta; Hymenoptera; Vespidae
Product: repetitive organellar protein
Exons: 5
Coding region: 586-6909 (2107 amino acids)
Molecular function (GO): protein binding
Source: RefSeq, a predicted model, not a curated record
UUCCACUGUUACAUAAUACCAAAUUAUAAAUAUUUCCUUAGAAUUUAUUGAUUAUAUGCAUUGUCCGAGCAAUCUUAAAAAGUCUACGCAUGACAAAUCGUAAAUAUAUAGAUAUUCGCGAGUUCUUCGUUGUGUCACGUAAGCAAGUAGUUUCUGACUAAUCGAUGGAAAAACAUCGAUCGUUCCUGCGGCACAGGUGAAAUCGGCCAACGGUGGAAGGACCGCUCUCAGUCGAGCAGGUUAACUCUUGGUUCGACGACGUUGUUAUUUCUUCUACACGCUUCCGACUUUUGAAGACCAUCAAAUAUCGCAAACUUAUCUUUCAAUAAUCAACGCUGUCCUUUUAAAAAUUCCAACAGGAUAGAUAGACAGAGGAAACAAGUAGGAAAGGGAGAGAAAAGAGCAAAGGCUAUAAAUACCUAACUGGUCGAUGUAUACUACUGUGCGUUCGCUCGUAUGCGGGAAUAAUCAAGGUUAGCGCUAGUUUUCUGGGUCAUGUACGUGACCUUGAACAAGUCGAAUACGUGCAAAGAAUGAUUAAGCGAUUCUAAAUGUUCUCGAAGAAAAUAUAUUAAAAUCAAUAAAAUGGCGGCGUCGACAGAACGUUCGAAGGAUCCCUAUGAAAUGGGAUUUCUUUUAGCACCAAGAGUACCUCAGGGUUUGGCAGCCGUAGUGGAAAGUUUAACGAGAGAGGUCUUACGACAACGUCCCGAAGACAUUUAUGUUUUUGCUGCUCGUCAUUUCGAGAAGUUGCUUACACUUCGAGAACAAUACGAUGUCGUCGGUAAGAAAACGAGCGAUAAUUUUUCCAAUACAAUCAAAAGACGUAGCAAUUGCAAGGAGUCUAGAAAAAGCAAACGAACGACGAAGGACAUCGGUGCGACUAGUGGUUGGUCUUUGAAUGAAACGGCAAGAGUUCUUGAAAGGCAUCGAAAUAUUUUUGGAGAUGGAGAAAAGAGAAUAAGCACCGAGGAGGUCCGAGCACUUGCGAACGAAAAGAAUGGACGAUCGUCUUCUGGCACGAAAAAUAAACGAGAGAAAAGAAGAUCUUCCGACACUAGUCAAGAAUAUUCGAGAGAUCAUCUUAAAGCAACAGAUAAUAAUGAUUCUGUGAGACUCGAUCGUAGCGCGAAAACGCUUAAAAUCAUUUCGCAAAUACCAACGGUUUUAACUCGUAACUCUGGUACGAAGGAUAUCAAGAUGGAGCUUAGAAAAAAUAGAUUAAGUGGUAGUUUAAGGGAAAAGAGCACGGAUUCUUCGAAUGAUAGUCAAUUUCAAGAACAAAUUAGCGAUAUAUCGAGGAAAUCUCCGGGGAAAGCUGAACGUGCCGAAUUAAUACAGAAUUUUGAAGAAGAACGAAUAAAUAAGAGGACGAUUCGUCGUAGUGAAAGCGUCGAAAGAAAUUCGAGCCGAUCGAGCCGGUCACGGAGAAGGAAAGACAGUUUUUCCGAGUUUCUUCCGGAUAGAAAAGAAUUAUCCAAAGCUCAUAGUAUGGAUCAAGUGAAAGAAUAUGUUGUUUGUACGUUCGGUUCUGUUAAAAAUACCGAUGAAUUUGAUAAGAGUUACGUAGAACAAGUUCAAGACGUGAUCGAUAGAAACAUACCGAUAAUUAAAGAAAAAGUUGAGGAACUCAAGAACGACAUUUUAUCAAAGAAAUCAAAAAGAUCAACUUUUAAUACAGAAAAAUCGAAAAAACGUGGAAGUAGACCUAACACUUCGGAAAGUGAUACUCGAUCGAACGAAGAUCAGCAAAGACAUCGUAGCAAGAGAAGUUCCAGUGCUGAUUCAACAGAUUUUAGAAAACAACAAGACGAUACCUUGGAAGGAAGACUGAUGAAUACUCAAAACAUUUUAGAGGGCAUUUCGUCGAAAUGUUAUCCAAAGUCUCAAAAUGUAAAUCACCGGUCUAAAUCAACUAAUGGUCAUUCGAACGAAGAAGACAACAGGUAUUCGACGUUAGAAGGAAAUUCCAAGAUUAUCUUGCCAGCUGUGAGACCGGCGUCUUCCAAAAAUUCAAGGAGUCUUUCACGCAACGAAUCAGACAAUUUAAUUUUGCCACCAAUUUCACCGGACACCGGUAAGAUUCCAAAGAAGAAGGACGACAUGACGUUACCAACGUUGUCGACUAUGACAACCGAAACCUCAGUUUCUUCUUCGUCUCUUCGGUUAGAAGAGAAAGAGAAUAAUUCGGUGGACGACAAAAACGGCGAUCUUGGAGAUGAAAUAUUGCAAUUAUCAACGUCGAUCAAGGAAGAUAUCACGUCGACAAGAAAAAUGUUAGAGAAUGUCAACGACGCGUUAAAAGCACCGAUGACACCCGACGAUAAAGAUAAUAUGAAGCAAGAAACGUCUUCCACGAGAGAUACAACAAAUGAUGAAGUGGAAGGUUUCGUUCAGGAGACAACCGAGAAAUUUGACGAAAUUCUUGAUGAAAAAAUAUUAGAAGAAGACACGCAAGUGGAAGAAAUUUUCAAAGACAGUUUAAACGUUACACCAGAUAUCGUCGAUAUUCCUCCGACUCCAGAUUCUUUGGAACCACCGAUGGAAGAUGAACAAUCAGCUACGCUCGAUUCUCAUCUUUCGACGGUUGAAGAGGGAACGGAACUUAAACAAAAAUUGAUGGAGAUUCAAGAGAUGGAACGUAACGUCGAAAAAGUAAUAGAUUCUUUCGAAGACUCCAUUCGAAAGGACGAAAUUAAAAGUCCAAAACUAAUGAUCGUCGAUAAAGUUUCAGAAGAUUCGAUCGUUAUAGAAGCAGAAGAACCUGUAGAAGAAGUUAAAGAAAUAAUUAAAGAAGAAACGUUUGAUUUAAAUGGUUCGAAAAAAGAAUCUCCGAAAAGUACGUCCAAAUCGAACGAUAACAUGGAUGAAAAUCUCGUCGAUCAGAUAAAAUAUAAAUCCGAAAACGAAUCGGAUGAUGUAGAUGUAGCGCAACUUGUUAUGGCGAACGAGAAUGAAUCAACGGGACAAAUUAAAAGUGAUAAAUCAGAAGUAAAUGAUUCUAGUGACAAAGUGGAAGAUAUUAAAGAAAUUUCUGAAAGUAUUGGCGAUGAAGAUAUCACUAAUGAAUAUAAAAAUUCCCCAUUAUCGUCUAACGGACGAGAAAUAAACGAUUUGCUUCGUAUUUCGUUAUCUUCCUCGCCAAAAGAGAUUCCAUUUUCGUAUAUUCUCACGGAAGGUUCUCCAGUUGAAAUUCCAGAUUUUGUGACGACGGUAAUUAUCCCAGAAAGAUCACCGGCCACGCCAGAAUUUGAUCUCGAUAACAAAGAAGAAGACGUUGAACUACGGGACGAAAGACGAAAACGUGCCGUGGAAAGUUUCGGUGAAUACAUACAACCGGAACAAAUAGAAUGUUCUACCGUUGAUAUUGAUUUCAUUCGUGGUAUAAAAAUUGGUCAUGACAUUGCUAUAGUUCGACAGGAUCUCGAUGGUAUCAAAGAAGAAGAGGAAUACGAUGAAGAGAAACAAGUGAAAUUAACGAAUGAAGAAGAAGACGAUAAAAAUGAGAAAGAAAUGAAAAAGGAUCAUUCGCCUUUAUUGGAACAUAUUUCAGAGAAUGAAGAAAACGACGAGACUGAUGAGAAUGAUAAGAGCGAGACAAAAAUCAUUCCCAUUGUGGAAACAGAAAUAGAAUUAGAGAAUCGGACCGAUGAUAAAGAGGAAAUUAUCGAAAAUGUAAACGUAAUAGAAAAUUCUUUAGAAGGUGAAGAAAGCACGGAAACUGCCGAUGGCACUUCGGAAUCAACAAAUGAAGUUAAAGAGACUACGAUAACCGAUCGCUCGUCCGAUAGUUUAUCUCUGGAUCCUACAAGACCUAUAGUACCGGAAUUAAAUUUGGAUUCUUUACGUGACAUUACAAUAUCAUCAUUUAAAAUGAACGAUGCUGACGAAACUAUAUCGCUAACGGAGCCAACUUUGUCGGAGAAAGAAAAAGCUGACAUUGAACAUGACGCUCAAACGAAGGAAGAAGAAAAUUCUGAUAGUGCUAACAAAGAGGAUACUUCGGCAAUGGAAACGAUUUCGAUGGACGAAAAACCUAUGGAAAUUGAAACUUCUUUAAUUAAUUUAGAAUGUGAAGAAAUAAACAAGGAAGAACAUUCGGUUUCACCCGAAGAAAUUAUUAGAAACGAAGAGGAACUGUUGGUUACUUCUAACGAAAGAAAAACUCAGCCUGUGUUAUCUGAGAACGUUAAACAACGUGAUACUAUUAAAAGCGACUCUUCGCCUCUCGGCUAUUUAGAACUAGAAGAAAAUGCGGCUGAUCUAGACACCGAGGAAGAAAUAGCGAAAGAAUUGAUAGAAAUUGAUCGUGCCGAAAAUCGUUCUCCUUCUCAAAAGACUCCAAUCAUUUCGGAAGAUAAUCUUGAGGAGAAGUCUCACGAAACCUUGGAUUCAAACGGUACGAUCAAAGAUCAAGAGAUUUUAACGAUCGUCGAAGAAGAAAAUUUAAAGAAUAAGAAUGAGAAAGAAUGUGAAGAUUCGAUGUCUCCCAAAAGCGAAAGUUCUACUACAUCGGCAGAAAAUUUAAAAGAAAUCACAAGUACUAAAGACGAGAAAGAAAAUAUUUCUGAAAGAAUGGAAUCGAGAAAGUCGAGCGAUAACGAGAAGGAGAAAAAUCACUCGAAUGAAAGUCUAAAUGACAACGUAAGAUCUGAUACCUCUGUGACAGCUUUUGAAGAAUUCGAAACAAAGGAGCUCGCUCCGAAAUCGUCUGAGAAAAAAGAAUAUCACUUUUACGUAACGGAUCUUAUGCCAACUAAAAGCCAAGAGGAUACUUCGGAAAGUAGCAGUACAACUUUUCACUCGGCUGUUACGAAAAUUCAAGCCGGUGUUCGAGGUUUCUUAACGCGAAAGAGACUUCAAGAAAGUAAUCGUCUUGAUUCCACUUUAGAUAGUGUACCAUCUAUCCCGGAAAGCGUUACAGAAGAGCCACGAGUCAUUGAUUUUAAAUCUGUAUCAGAAACAAUCUCUGACUCACCGGUUAAAUCGACAAAUGCAUUAUCAUCGACGACCACAUCAGAGAACGUGAUAAUCGUUGAGGAGAAAGGAAACAUACCAAUAACGAAGACAGUCUCAAUGCCAGUAAAACAUCGACAAUGUCUUCGCCGUGAAGAUGCUAUGCAAAGAAACACUUUAUCGACGGAAAAUGCUUUUGCAUCGGGUGGAGUUCAACAUACUGGUGAAUUUCAUGACUGUUUACCAUUACCUGUUUUAGAAUCUACCGAAAUAACAAAAGGUAGCAGUCUUUCUCAAAAUGAAAGUAAAGAUGAAGGUGCAGAAGAAAAAUUAAUCGAUCAACAAAUAAAAUCUACGAGAGAAGAGAGUACCGUCGAGUCACCUAUUGAUUUAACGUCGGAAUCAAACGAACAUGAUAAUUACGAAAAUAUUGAAAAUAUAGAUAGAACUCCAUCAGAUUUUGUAAAGAAUUUAAGUAGUUUAUUUGGUGGAUUGCAUCCAAAAGACUUGACCAAACUUUUAGUAGGUCAAGUCAGUACACCCAUCAUGUUAGGACUCGUAGAUAUCGUUCCAAAUUCAGUAGGUACGAACUCGAACGUAAUAUUCAAAGCGAAUAUGAAUAUAAAUGCCAACGACGAUCGAACACGGCCUGUCAAGGAUGACUCGACUUUACAAAAUCGCUACUUGAACUUCAUAACAAGUGUUGAAGAUAACGAAUCUAGUCACGUUAAGGACACCGUGCAAGAAUACGAGGAUCAUUCCAACGAUCAUAGUAUACAAAGCCUACGAGAACCUCUGGCCCUUCCUGGAACACCGGAAGGUGUAUUAAUUGAGGAACUUAGUAGUCUAGACAGUACGACCAUGUCAAAACUUCAAGACAUUUCUUUCAAUCCUACCAGCUUGGAAUCUGCUACGAUGGAUCGUGAAUCUAUUGGAAAAUCAGUAAUAAAUUCAGAGAAUUCAAUGGAAUUAUUAAACAAAUCUGAUAAUGUAGAUGUACAGACUCCGAUUACGGUGAAACAUGAAGGAACUGGAACUGAAGAUAACGUCUCGAUUACAAAAGAAAGCGUUACUCUUGCAUCUACAAGACCGUCAACAAUGACUAAUGAAAGUGACGAACGCACAGAAUUAUCGAAGAGUCCAGAAGAAGAUAAUGUUGAAGAUAAAGACGAAACGGUAAAAGAUAAUGACGAUCAAUUAUCUGAAAAUGAAAAAAUUGAUGAUGCAAAUGAGAAAACGAUCGAACUAUCAACGAUUACGAAUCUUCCUUCGGAGAACGAAGAAGUUGAUAAUGAUGAGAAUCAAGAAGCAAGUUCGAAUGACAAAGAAGAAAAUAAAACAGUAAGUUCGAAUGGUAAAGAUGAAAAUAAAAUAGCAAGUGUGGAUGACAAAAAUGAAAAUAAAGCAGCAAGUUCGGAUGAUAAAGAUGAAAAUAAAGCAGCAAGUUCGGAUGAUAGAGAUGAAAAUAAAACGGCAAGUUCGGACGACAGAAAUGAAACAAUUUCAAAUGAUAAAGAUGAAAAUAGAGAAACAAGUACGGAAGAUAAAGAUGAAAAUAGAGAAACAAUUUCAAAUGAUAAAAAUGAAAAUAAAGUAGCGAGUUCGGAUGACAAAGAUGAAAAUAAAGCAGCAAGUUCGGAUGAUAAAGAUGAAAAUAAAGAAGCAAGUACGGAAGAUAAAGAUGAAAAUAAAGUAGCAAGUUCGGAUGACAAAGAUGAAAAUAAAGAAACAAUUUCAAAUGAUAAAGAUGAAAAUAGAGAUGCAAGUUCGGGUGACAAGGAUGAAAAUAAAAAAGUAAGUUCGAAUGACAAAGAUGAAAAUAAAAAAUCAAUUUCGGAAGACGAAGAUAAGAAUUCGGAUCACUCGAACAAUAAAGAAGCCAAAUCAUCGGCCAAAACGAUAGAAAUUUGUUCAGAUGAUUCCGUAAAAAAAUCAGAUGACAAAAAAGAAUAAUAUAUCGAUUUAUCAUAAAUCGACAUAAAACGAGCAAUAUACAAAUAUUUCUUCAUAAUAAAGAUACAUUUUAUGCGAAAAGAAUAUUAUUUUUAUUACGAUCUAAUCAGAGAAAUUUUCAAUUAGAUCACGAUAACGAUGAAAUUUCGUUUUUCACGAGAUAAGGUCAACCGAUGAUAUUUUAUUUAGUUUUAUUAACAACUUGUUUAUUACAUAGAUGCUUUUUAGCAAGAGUUCCCUUCGUUACGUAAUUUCUAGCAGCCGCUGUGAUGCUCGUUAAACUGUUAAUGACCAUAUCGCCAUUUUAAUUCUCUCUUCCCAUGUACGAAUAUUCACACAUCAGCGUGAAUAUCAUUCUGUUUACUGAAAGUUGUCGACAGUUCUCACUGGUUCACACUUAUUACACUUGGGAUAAUCAGCAAAAGUUUUAAUACAGUUCUCAGCGAACUAGAUAGAUCCAGUAACCUUAUAAUUAGAUACGACUAUAAUAAUCUAACGUUUGUAAUAGUCAACGCGUAAUGAACGAUAAAAUCGUAAAACAUUCACUGUAGAAUUUGUGUGUGGUACAUGAUAAUGUAUCGAAUAAAAAUAAUACUUUAAUUAUCUUUAAUUGUUAUAAUUUCACAGAGUUAACAACGAUAAGAAUGAGAUAUAAAAUAGAAACGUUUACUAUUUUCUAUACGUUUCCUACGAUAGAAGAAAUAACGGUACGCAUAUACGUGAAUAUAAUACAUAUAUUAUAAAAAUAUGUUUCCUUAUUAAAAACGCGUUAUUUCUAAAUGAGUCGUAUAUAUCAUUGAAUGUUAAUAACACAAUGAUUAAUGUUUAAGAAUAAGAAUAAUUUUAGAAACGACAGGAUUAUAUUUUUCCUGAUGACUAAAUGCUGACUUGACUCGUAACUGAAAUGACUCGCAUCAAGAUAGUAUCGAUUUACGCAAGAUAGUAACGUUCAAAACCAUGAAAAAUACGCAGUAAAUUUGAGUAGUGCACACGUGUAAACGACCUGCUCUAAAAUUACAAAUUGGAUAUAUCAAGCCUGUGGAGCUAUGCGUUCGAUGAACGACAAUACGACUAAUCAAAAGCAAACUCCUUUAAUAUUAGUGAACUUUCUUAUAUAGAGUUAUAUUUAACUGGAUAGCCAUGACAAGGCUAUUAGCUCGGAAUAAACGAUUUGUUUACUAUCGAAUCUAAUGCUUUGAAAAGAGAUACAAUGUACUUGGACGUUUCUCGAUCUCCUCUAUUCGAUCAGGUCGUUCUAGAUAUUCUUGUAAAAUCGAUAUAAGAUUUCCUUUUAUGAUUGAUCCGAUUUCUAACACCGAAUCAAAUCCAAGGCUAUGUAAAGCAAACUCGUCGAUGAAAGAAAUUGUCAUCGAUGCCAUCUUCCUUCGCCUUCGGUAUGACGCAGAAUCGAUCUAUCAACGUUCCGAUGGUUAUUAUUAGCGACUUAAUCACGCGUCUAGGGUGGAACGAAGGCACGUAUGUACAUUGAGAGCGUGCACCUGAUGUCUAUAGAUAGAUAUCGGGAGACUUUUACGUUCUACGUCAUUCUUGUACCAACCGAAUAAAACUACCACCUCCAUAUAGUGAGCUCACGAUCGCAAGUUAAUCGUCUUUUAACGUCACGCAUUAAUUCAUCUAUGAAAAGAUACAUCGGAGGAGAUAUACACGUGGGCUUUUUAUAUACUUAUAUCCUGCCGAGAGAACGAACAUUUUCGAUAAAGUGACGCCAAGAAAGUUGGAACCGAUGAUACAAGCGUGACGUCUUUCUUGCCUUCUCGUCAACAUUUUUUUUUCAUCUUACCUACACCGAGGUGCUAUAAUUAUUACAUUAAAAAAAUCUAUAACUAUGACAUUAAUCUUUGAAAAAAAGAAGUCUAUGUUAUCUCUAUAUAUUCUCCAU